Molecule: messenger RNA, 696 nt
Organism: Cavia porcellus (domestic guinea pig)
Lineage: Eukaryota; Metazoa; Chordata; Mammalia; Rodentia; Caviidae
Gene: Tex48
Product: testis expressed 48
Exons: 5
Coding region: 147-488 (113 amino acids)
Source: RefSeq, a predicted model, not a curated record
CUGGUUUCCAGCUCUGUGACAUCACACACAGCUUCCUGCCUAUCUGCCAGCUGCAGGAAACAGCCCUGAGCGGUGACCUGGGCUCAAAUUCAAGAUCAGUUCAUUCAACACAGCAUCUCUGCAGAAAAAGACUUCAACUCCUUGCCAUGGCAGCCCACAAAAACCUGGCUUCAAAGAUCCUCUGCUUCUGCUGCAGGGACUGUGAGCAGCCCCAAAGCAUUGAGGAUCCCAAGGUUCCCAGUGAAACCCAGGAGAAGCAGCCAUUGAACAACAGUCUGCAGCUUCAGAAGGAAGAGCUCGACAGACAAAAUUCCAAGCACACUGACACCAGAUGCCUGAUGUACCCAGCCAAGAGCACAUCCUCCAGCAUCAGCGAGCUUCCGGAUCUCAAUGCAGAAGUUUCCCAAGGAAGAUUUUACAAGAGAAAUUUAAACCGCUACUAUCAGGAGCACUGGCCCUUCCAGCCCUGCCUCAUCGGGAGACCCUGAGCUUUCUAGUCAGGGGCACCCACGCAGGUCUCCGGCUGCACAACUGCAGAGGGUCUCCACGAGGAAGAGGACAGUGCGCAGGAGUCAUGAAGACUGAUUCAAAAACUCCCUACAGGAGAAGAUGAUGUUGGAGCCAUUCCUGUGUCACCUUGUAGACCCCUUCAGCUCCUGACACAGCCAGGGCAGGAGGAGCUGCCUCCAAUUAAAG